GCGGGAAUUAAUAGACAAUUGGUUUGUGUUGUGAUUGCAUUGAACGACGGGUUCAUCGCUUUAUUCAACAAAUAUUUGUCCACUUUUUCGGUGAUAAUGAGCGAAGAAAUAGUGCCCUCACGAGAGAGACGUAAAGCGAGUAAACAGUUGUCGAAGAAGUUGUCGGCAUUGGAUCGGUUGAGACAACUGAAGGGCCAGAAGAAUAAGUAUGAAUUGGCUGAUGAGGACAAUGUGUACGAAGAGGUGGAUGAAGAGGAGUACUCGGAGAUCGUGUCGCGCAGACAGCGGGAGGACUGGAUUGUGGACGACGACGGCUGCGGUUACGCCGACACCGGCAGAGAGAUCUUCGACGACGACUUCGAUGAACAACAGACCCACUCGUCGGCGAAGUACGACUCGAGCCAUAAGAAGCGGAAUCCGACGAAAGGAUCGCUCAUUAGUCGCGACGACGACGAGAAGAAGGCCCCGAAGAAGACAAAUAACAUCAGAGAGAUGUUUAUGAAGGGAAUGGAGACCAAUAGGUCCGCCAAAGCCGUGAAGGAUGUGGUGAUCGACGAGAAAGAGUUGGACGGAAUUAUUGACUCCAUUCACAGCACUUCCAGCAGAACCGGUGACCACUCGAAGAGAAUUACGAUGAGUUCAACGCCGAAAGCCAUGAAAUUGACGCGAAGAGUGACCCAAAGUCCGUCCAAUCCUUUUGCGGUCAAUACUAGCAGUAGUUCUGCGAAGAGAAGUUCCAAACGCGUCAGUAAUGGCUUCAGUGAACCGCCGAUGAAGAAGAGAUCACUCAUGAGUGAAGGAGACUAUGAUUUCGAUUCAAUUCUCAAUUCAGACGGAUUUGACUUUGAAAUGGAUUUGAAGCCAAACAUCACUGAAGUUGAUGUCAAAAGAGAUGACAACAAGACGUCUGAUCAAAAAGCGGGUUCUGGAGAUCAAUUGGAACUGAACCUAAGUGGCGGCGAAUGGGUUGUGUCCAAUCAGAACAAUGAUAUCCAAUCGCUUCCAAUAGCAGCCAUUUUGCCCAAAGAAGUCCCCUUCGAGUUCGACGACCACAAGAAUAAACUGAUUUCCUUCUACUGGUUCGACGCUUACAUCGAUUACUUCCGGAAUCCAAGUGUUGUCUAUCUGUUCGGCAAAGUGUUCAUCAAAGACAUCAAGCGAUUCGUGAGUUGUUGUAUUCAAGUGCGGAAUAUUGAGCGCAAAAUCUAUUUACUCCCGAGAGAACACUUCUUGGACGACGAGACACAGAAAGUCACUCUUCAGGACGUCUACAAUGAGUUCAAUGAUGUGAUCGCAAAGAAGUAUAAAAUAUCUCAAUUCAAGUCACGAAAAGUGACUAAAAAGUACUCUUUCGAUAACAAAGACAUUCCGGCUGAGGCCGAGUACCUGGAAGUGCUCUAUCCGGCCACUCAUUCGCCACUUCCACCCAAUCUGACGUCUGGUAAGACUUUUCGCCACGUCUUUGGCGUCAAUACGUCAGGUCUGGAGAAUCUGCUGUUGGACUGCAAACUGGUUGGCCCGCAAUGGCUGACCAUUAAAAACCCCGAGAUUGCAGACCCGCCGGUCAGUUGGUGUAAACUGGAGCUCAUUGUGAACAAAGCCAGCGCUCAGAUCAGUGUCGAUACCGAACAGAAGGCUUCACCCGAUUUCACAUUAGUCUCACUCAAUAUGAAGACAUUUGUGAACCCAAACACUAAACUCAAUGAAAUCAUUAGUAUCUCGUGUUUAGUGAACUCUUCGUUCAAUUUCCACAAACCAAACGUCAAAACCAAAUAUGACUCCCAUUUCUGUGUCAUAACAAAGCCGUCCAACAACUGCGGAGUCACUCUUCCGUACGACUUCUCACCCAAAAUGGCGCUUAAGAACUAUCACAAGACAAAAGUGGAACCAAUGAACUCCGAGAGAGAGCUUCUCAACUAUUUUAUGGCUAAGAUUCUGCAAUUAGAUCCCGAUAUCAUUGUCGGCCAUGAUAUCUACCAUUUCGAUUACGACCUCCUAUUGUCCCGAUUCGCUCACUACAAGAUCUCCAUGUCGUGGUCUAAAUUGGGUCGACUCAAGAGGUCAGGCGUUCCCAACAAAGCCAAAGAUAAAGGCGGACUCUGCGGUCGUAUUGUAUGCGAUAUCAAGAUCUCGAGCAAAGAGUUAAUACGCGCUAAGAGUUACGAUUUGACACAACUGUCGACACAAAUCCUUAAGAAGUCUCGCUUCGAAGUCGAACAGCACUUCCUCUCCAAUUACUUCUCGACAUCGAAUCAACUCUUAAGACUCGUUGACCUCAUUAUGAAAGACAACGAUUUGAUUAUAAACAUAAUGUAUGAGUUGAAUGCCCUGCCGUUGGCCCUACAGAUCACAUCCAUUGCCGGUAAUCUGCUGUCGCGUACACUCCUCGGCGGUCGUUCCGAACGUAACGAGUAUUUACUUCUUCACGCCUUUCAUGAGCGGAACUUUAUAUCUCCCGACAAAGUGUUUUCCAAUUCUAAAUUUGCAGAUUUCAAUGACUUUGACACUAAUGGAGACCCAAUGCCUAAGAAGGCCACCGCUUCCCGACAGAAGAAGGCCGCCUAUACGGGAGGUCUGGUCUUAGAGCCAAAAGUGGGAUUCUAUGACAAGUAUAUCCUUCUAAUGGACUUCAAUUCGUUGUAUCCGUCAAUCAUUCAAGAAUUUAAUAUCUGUUUCACAACUGUGUCUCAAACGGAACCCAAAGAGGAUGAGAAUGAAAAUACAGAGGAAUACAUACCAGAUCUUCCCGAUGCAGACCUUCCCGAAGGCAUACUUCCCAAUGAGAUCAAGAAAUUAGUGGAAAGUAGGCGUGAAGUGAAGAAAUUGAUGUGUAAUCCAGAUUUAACUCCGGAUUUGAAACAACAGUACGAUAUCCGUCAAAAGGCUCUCAAACUGACCGCAAAUAGUAUGUACGGGUGUCUGGGUUUUAGUUACUCCCGUUUCUAUGCCAAACCAUUGGCCGCUUUGGUUACCUUCAAAGGCAGAGAGAUUCUCAUGAAUACCAAACAGUUGGUCGAGAAGAUUGGUCUGGAAGUGAUAUACGGUGACACGGACUCCAUUAUGAUUCUGACCAAUUGCACCAAUUAUAAUGAGGUCAAGACUGUCGGCAAUAAAGUCCAGAUAGAAGUGAACCGUUUGUAUAGACUCCUGGAGAUAGACAUCGACGGAGUGUUUCGUUCAAUGCUUUUGCUUAAGAAGAAGAAAUAUGCGGCGCUUACCGUUCAAAAGGCACCGAACGGUGAACUCAGUUACGUGAAGGAAGUGAAGGGUUUGGAUAUCGUUCGACGCGAUUGGUCUAUACUGGCGAAGAAGGCCGGAGAACGCAUUCUCGACGAGAUUCUGUCCACUGAUAAGUCCAGUGAACUCAUUGUCGACAACAUUCACAGCUAUUUGAAAGAACUCUCGGAAUCCAUCAGACGGUCAGAGCUUCCCAUCGAAGAGUUCGUUAUCAGCAAAGCGUUGACUAAGAAUCCCGAGGAAUAUCCCGAUAAGAAAGGGUUGAGUCACGUAAGCGUUGCGCUCAGAUAUAACGAGUCAAGUAAGGCAAAGAAGUUGAGGAAUGGAGAUACCGUUGCGUAUGUCAUAUGUGAGGACGACUCGGGACGACCGGCCACUCAGAGGGCUUACCAUUGCGACGAACUCAAGGAAAAGAACUUAAAGAUUGAUGUCAAUUAUUAUUUGAGUCAACAGUUACUUCCGGUUGUGUCCAGACUUUGUGAGCCUAUCGAUGGCACGGAUUCACACAUUUUGGCAGAAUUUAUGGGAAUUGAAUCCAACAAUAAGUUCAAUAACCGAUCGCUUCUAGAGGUAGAGAACGCCAUCGAAAGGGGAGAACAUAAAUACGAUUUGUGUAAACCUCUGGUAUUAAAGUGUGUUAACGAAAGCUGUAAUCAAGAGUUAGUCAUCACAACAGUGUUUAAAAAGACGGAUAAUAAUGAAGCAAAAGAUGGCGAAAGUGACAAAUCAUUGACUAAAAAGCGUUUAGAGCUGUCGUUCAGUCGGUGUCCGCACUGUAACAUUGAGUUCACAGAACUAAUGGCCCCUAAGUUCGAGGUUCAGAUCCGACGUCUGAUCAAUGAAUUCAUUGGAAACUUCUACCAAAAAUGGAUGAUAUGUGACGACCAGAUAUGUUCGCAUAGGACUCGCUAUUUGACGGGUCGUCUCUCUAAAGUGGGUCCUCUCUGUCCGAAAUGCAAGUCUGGAAAUCUCUGUCCCGAAAUAAGCGAGUUUCAGCUCAACCUUCAGUUAACUUAUUUCAAACAUCUGAUGGACUUAAGCCCUACAAUCAAACUUUUGACCACAGAAUCUGAUAAAAUGGACGGAAAGCUACUAAAGGCCAGAAACAAUGAUUACUGUAUUAAUUAUGUAUUGAAAGCACAACUCGAACCCAAAGAUGUGACGACCGAUGAGUUUCAAUUGGAUUGUCUCCUCAAUCACAACAAGAAUCGCGAAAAGCACUGCUCUUCUCCACUCAAAUACAGUCCCAAACUCAAAUUGUUUGCCACUAAACGAGCGACCCUUUUGGCCACAAAUGGGGGCAAAAACUUCGGUUCACUCCAUACCACAGCGUUUGGUGAGAAUAGUCUUGUCAUGAAAUACGAGAACUCGACUCCAAUUGACUGCAAACGAGUCGUUGAGAACUGGUAUAAAGAAAGAGUGAAAUAUAGCUGGAAAUCGCAGAAGAAAAUCAGUCCCGUCUCCAAACAUUUUGCACAAAUGGUGUGGAACUCAACCCAAAGAAUUGGAUGCGCUUCUGUUCUCUCAGAUACCUUUCCCUUCAAAUAUGUGUCUAUUGUCUGCACAUAUUAUAAUGCGGUUCCGUUCGGGCGAAACAUCACCCAAAAUGUUAGAUCUGUCAAGAAAUGCGACCAAAUUCUAAGCACUCAUGGGCAAUGGAUUCAGGAGUGCAUCAAAGAGCACAAUAGAAUCAGAAAAUUACAUUCAGUCGACCCUUUGGUGAUCAACGAUGAGAUCUUCCAAUCAUCACAUAAGAGAGCCAUAGGAAUGGCACAAAAGGGCUUCAGAUUCUUUCGCCAUAAGAACUCUGAGUUCGGAGAGAAUAUUCACUGGACAUCAGCCGCUCAUAUGAAUGGCUCGCAACCCAUCAGUUGCAGCGAUUCUAUAGGCAAAUGGUAUGGAGAAGUGAUUAACUAUGACUGGGAUUACCGACAAUCCCAUAACGGGACGGUUAGACACUUUAUACAACUGGUUUGGAGUCCCACGACAACCGUGGGUUGCGCUCAGGUCCAGAACAUCGAAGAACCCAAAGGAGGCGUAUAUACGGUCUGUCUAUACAAACCAAAAGCCGAUUUCACGGUUAAUGAGCUCCAGUGGGAGAAUGUAUUUCCCGAUUACAGCAUCAAUAAGGAGGUGCAGACUGAGAGCACCGUUACUGCAAAGGCUCACGACUAUGAACACAUCGAUGAGUUGGAUGACGAGACAGAACUUGAAAAGGAGUUCAAAGAUGUGGACGACAUUAUCGACACAAGGAAUGCCGUUCAGCGACAAACACCGGCCCCCAGUCUUGAAGAUAUGUUCAUUAAGACAACCACUCAAAAGAUCCCGGGAUUUGAUAGGAAUGAAUACAUUCAUAAGAAAAACGGAUAG
This is a messenger RNA of Oppiella nova, 5607 nucleotides long. NCBI's taxonomy places the organism in Eukaryota, Metazoa, Arthropoda, Arachnida, Sarcoptiformes, Oppiidae. The record is from the annotation of a GenBank genome assembly.